Messenger RNA from Python bivittatus (Burmese python), 1029 nucleotides. Lineage: Eukaryota; Metazoa; Chordata; Lepidosauria; Squamata; Pythonidae. The record is from RefSeq and is a predicted model, not a curated record.
GCGGGGAAGAGGGUGAAAUAGGGUCAGGAGCUGGACGGAGUCCCCGUAGAGGGAGAAGUAAGAUGACUAUCUUUAAUAAACUCAAUGUGGGUAUCGCUGUCAGCAGUUUUGCUUUAUUUCAACUUAGCUUCCAUGUGCUAAGUUCUUGGAUAUCUUCACGCCUAACAUCUGGUUUUAAUAGUCUUGACCAAAAGAAGAAAAUCGAAUGGAAUACAAGGACAGCGUCUACAUUCCAUGCCUUGGUGGUUGGAAUAUUUUGUGUCUAUAUUUUGUUAUAUGAUGAAGCUAUUAAUGCUGACCGUGUUUGGGGUGAUCCUUCUACAGUGCAACUAAAUCUUGCUAUUACUUCAGGCUACCUCAUUUCAGAUUUGUUGCUUAUUGUAUUUUACUGGAAGGCAAUUGGGGAUAUAUUUUUUGUAAUUCACCAUGUAGUAGCUCUAUAUGCAUACUACUUUGUACUGGAUAGAGGAUUAUUGGCGUAUUUUGCUAAUUUUCGUCUGCUUGCAGAAGUCUCUACCCCUUUUGUGAAUCAGCGGUGGUUCUUUGAAGUGUUGGGAUAUUCUAAAGCUUCAAAAGCCAACAUCAUCAAUGGACUGCUAAUGACCAUCAUGUUUUUCCUAGGGAGGAUCAUAGUCAUUCCAAUUUAUUAUCACAGUGUUGCUUCUGAGUUUGGAACAGAAGCUUUCUACAGAUUAGGAUUUGCAGCUCAAAGCGCCUGGUUUAUCUCCAGUAUUGUAUUGGAUAUUAUGAACUUAAUGUGGAUGGUCAAAAUUACACAAGGAUGUUACAAAGUUAUUUGUCUCAUUGGACAAGCAGACGCCAAAGCUCAUAAAAAUGGCAGCUCUGACAACAUGAAGAAAAACAUUUAAUAGUAGUUUGAGGAAAAUAUACUUCACCAAGGAGAAAAUCUUAAAAAAAAAACCACUGUCUUUUCUGUAAAAUUAUGGAGAAAUUCUUCAAAACAAUACAUUGAUGCAGGUUUAUAUUAUUAGAGAAGAUCUUCAACAUCACUCAGCUCUUGACAAUGGC